Messenger RNA from Adineta steineri, 1245 nucleotides. The record is from the annotation of a GenBank genome assembly. Lineage: Eukaryota; Metazoa; Rotifera; Eurotatoria; Adinetida; Adinetidae.
AUGAAUAACAGAGUUGGAGUUGAUAAAGCUGUCGAAGUUAAUUUUAAUAUAACACGUUUACAAAGAUUAUGUGAACAUUUUCGAAAGCGAAAAUUACUUUGGAUAAUAUUUCUUAUUAUUUUAAUUAUUCCAAUUAUAGCUAUUUCAACAACCGUUGCUUUAAUGAACAAAACAAAAAGAGAAAAAACAUCAACAAUGGAAAUAACAACACCAACAUCAACAUCAACAACAACAAUGGAGAUAACAAAAUCAACAUCAAUAAUAACAACAACAACAACAACAUCACCAUUAUCAACAACAACAGCAACAAGCGAACAAUUAAUUCUUUCUGUUAUGAGUGAUAACAAUACGAAAUGGAAACAAAAUGCAUCUACUAUUGCUGAACGAAGCGAAUGGGAUGGUCAUUUCGAUUCAUUAUUUAGUCCUUUUGGUAUUCAUGUUGAUGCUGAUGAUCUUAGUAUUUAUAUUGCUGACACAUACAAGAGUCGUAUUGUUAGAUGGGAAUUUGGUGCAAAGAAUGGUGAAAUUGUUGCAGGUGAAAAAGGACCUGGAAGUGAACUAGAUCAUUUGCAUUAUCCAACAGAUGUAGUUCUUGAUAAAGAGAAGAAAUCUCUCAUCAUUUGUGAUAAGGGUAACCAACGAGUAAUGAAAUGGCCUGUUAAAAAUAGUCAGAAUCAACAAGUGUUGAUACCUGAUAUUGUUUGUUGGGGUUUAGCAAUGGAUAAUAAUGGAGAUCUCUAUAUUUCGAAACCGGAAAAACAUCAGAUCAUACGGUGGCAAGAAGGGAAUAAAGAAGGUACAAUUGUAGCGGGUGGGAAGGAAGUAGGAAAGCAGUUAAAUCAACUCUAUCAUCCUAUGUAUAUCUUCGUCGAUGAAUAUCAUUCAGUUUAUGUAGCAGAUUCUACGAAUAAUCGUGUGAUGAAAUGGAUGAAAAAUGCUACCGAAGGCAUUCGUGUUGCUCCGGGGCUAAUUGAUGACCGCAAUCCUAAUAUACUACGUGAUCCUAUAGGUGUAAUUGUUGAUCGUAUGGGUAAUAUUUAUGUAUCGACUAGCAAAAGUCAUCAAAUAAUGCGUUGGUCGCCAGGUGCAGCAAAAGGUGUUCCUGUCGUUGGUGAAAAAAUAUCUGGAUGUGAACCCACGCAGCUAGCUUUCCCACAUGAUCUAUCAUUUGAUCGACAGGGUAAUCUUUAUGUUGUCGAUAGAUACAACGGUCGAAUACAAAAAUUUGCUAUUGAUCUUGACUGA